Achroia grisella is the source of this 2301-nucleotide messenger RNA. RefSeq names its product SNF-related serine/threonine-protein kinase (gene Snrk). The record is from RefSeq and is a predicted model, not a curated record. Gene Ontology annotation, molecular function: tau-protein kinase activity; ATP binding; protein serine/threonine kinase activity. Gene Ontology annotation, biological process: intracellular signal transduction; protein phosphorylation; microtubule cytoskeleton organization. NCBI's taxonomy places the organism in Eukaryota, Metazoa, Arthropoda, Insecta, Lepidoptera, Pyralidae. Gene Ontology annotation, cellular component: cytoplasm. The transcript is spliced from 8 exons. Bases 214 to 2301 code for a protein of 695 amino acids.
CUAUUUUUUUAUCUUCAAUACAUACCAAAUUAUAUGACAUAUAAUGCAGUGUUUUAAAGGCGCCUAUGUGAUAUGACUUUAUUUUUAUAAUUCGUAAAUCGUAUUGAUAUAGUAUUGGACACAAUUGUAGUAUUGGAAUAAAUUUAUACCUUUUUUCGUAAUUCACCGUGCUCUAAUUUAAUGUUUUGAUUUAUAUUUCUUCUAAAAUUUAAUAUGGCAAUGAAUAAUAAUUGUGGUGGAGCUGGUGGGGGAGGGCCAGGAAUACAAGGCGGAGCUUAUGACGCUAAAAUAGCUGGAUUAUAUGAUUUACUAGAUACUCUUGGUUCGGGGCAUUUUGCAGUAGUUAAAUUAGCAAGACAUGUUUUCACUGGAGAAAAGGUAGCUGUGAAAGUUAUAGACAAAAGCAAGCUGGAUGAUGUAUCAAAGUCACAUUUAUUUCAAGAGGUCCGCUGUAUGAAAUUGGUGCAGCAUCCUAAUGUUGUUCGAUUAUAUGAAGUAAUAGAUACACAAACAAAAUUAUAUUUAAUAUUAGAAUUAGGAGAUGGAGGAGAUCUCUAUGAUUAUAUUAUGAGACAUGAAUCUGGUUUAUCAGAAUCUCUAGCUCGUGACUACUUCAGACAAAUCGUGCGUGCAAUCUCAUACUGCCACAGGCUACAUGUAGUACAUCGAGACUUAAAACCAGAGAAUGUAGUAUUUUUUGAAAAAUUAGGUGUAGUAAAAUUGACUGACUUUGGAUUUAGCAACAAAUUUUGUCCAGGGCAAAAAUUAGAGACAUCAUGUGGUUCUUUAGCUUACUCAGCACCAGAGAUUUUGCUAGGUGAUUCAUAUGAUGCACCGGCAGUUGAUGUGUGGUCUCUUGGAGUAAUUCUCUAUAUGCUUGUUUGUGGACAGGCGCCAUUUCAAGAAGCUAAUGACAGUGAAACACUGACAAUGAUUAUGGAUUGUAAAUAUACCAUCCCACCUCAUAUAACUAAGUCUUGUAAAAGGUUAAUCGGAAGAAUGUUAGUACGAGAACCAGAGAAACGGGCCACAUUAUCUGAAAUAGCUACAGAUACAUGGGUUACUGCUGGUGAAGGUGUCACUGUAGAAGAUUUUGAUACUCCUCUCGUAGCUAAGGAACAGCUUUCAGAAGAAGAUCGUUCAGCCAUUGUUCAGAGAAUGGUUAAUGGUACUAUAGGUACAAAGGAGCAAAUUAUGGAAGCAUUAGAAAAAAAUGAAUAUAACCAUAUUACUGCUACAUACUUUUUGUUAGCAGAGAGAAAAUUAAGAUCAAAGAGGCAGGAGGCGACGCGGAACGCUCGACGGCCCGAGGCGCUGAGUGUGUCGCGAGCCGGAGGCGGCGGACCAGGCGGACGCGCGCUGCUGGCGCCGCCCGCGCUCGCCGCCGCGCCUCGCACCCCGCAGGACGUGCCGCCGAGAUCUCGCAAGUGCAGUAUUGUUCGCGAGGAAGAGGACGACGAGGAGGCCGGGGUGGCGGCCACGACGGGCCAGCGGGUCAACGACGCUCGGCGCGGAUCACGGUCCGAGGGACGCCUGCAUCUCGCGGCGAGAGAUCGCGUCACACACGCCCACCACGCGCCGCCCGCACACCACGCGCUGCUGCCCGUCCACCCGCAACCCGCACACCACGCGCCGGCGCCCCGCCCCGCUCAGCUCGAAGACAACUUUGUUAAGGUGAACCUCGAAGACGAAAUUACAUCCGACGCUGGCGAAUCGAACGCUAGCGGCGAGAGGGCGACCGCGGUCGACGUGCCCGCUCCGCGCGUACCGCCGCCCGCACCCCCGCCCGCGCGCCGCCAGCGACUCGACUGCCGCCGCCGGCGUCCUCGCGCCGGCUCCUGCUCCUCCUCCGACCUGUCCGACGACGACUCGGAGAAGAAGAAGCGCGCAGCGGAUCGCGCACCCGCGCCCGCCGAGCGGCCACGUCGCGACUCGCACGACGAUUCCAGCGACAGCCAGGACCCGGCCGGCGGCUCGGCCGGCUCCCGCGCGGCCGCACGCGCGCCGCUGGCCACCGCGCCCGCCGCCGCGCCCUCCGCCGGCUCCGGCGGCGCGGCCGGAUCCGGCGCCGCGGGCGGAGACGCGCGGGGCGGGGGCGGCGGUCGUCGCAGGCGCGCCGCCCGCAAGGAGAGCCGCUUGCGCGAGUCCCGCUCGUUGAACCGGAUCGCGGAGGUGGAGGAGGCGGCGGCGGCGCGCUGGGCGGGCGGCGGACUGGUGGCGCUGUGCGGGCGGCCGCUGCUGCGCCUGUUGGCGGCGGCGCGGCCGUCCCCCGCCGCACGCCGCCUGCACGGCCUGUGCUAG